Molecule: messenger RNA, 1755 nt
Organism: Boeremia exigua
Lineage: Eukaryota; Fungi; Ascomycota; Dothideomycetes; Pleosporales; Didymellaceae
Product: tRNA modification GTPase mss1 mitochondrial precursor
Exons: 2
Coding region: 1-1755 (584 amino acids)
Biological process (GO): tRNA wobble uridine modification; tRNA methylation
Cellular component (GO): cytoplasm; mitochondrion
Molecular function (GO): GTPase activity; GTP binding; protein binding
Source: RefSeq, a predicted model, not a curated record
AUGAGAGCUGCCACCUUAUCAGCGAGAAGCAGCCGUCAGUUUCUGCGGCAGACGUGUCGCCCUGCCCGCCUACAGCGCUCCUGCCUGAGUACGUGCAGAGAUGCUAUCGACCAGCCGUUGCGCCGGCCCGUGAGCCUCGUCCAGCGCCGUCAAUUCCAUUCAUACCUUGAUGAGCCGACGAUAUAUGCCUUGUCUACAGCAUCUGGAAAGGCCGCGAUAGCUGUCAUUCGUAUAUCAGGCCCAGCAUGUCGACAGGUGUAUGAAGGACUAUGUCCUUCCACUACGUUCCCAAAACCGCGCUACGCGACCCUUCGCAAGCUCUACAGCCCUCACCAACCGCCGUCCCCCGAAACAAUGCUAGAUUCGGGUGCACUCAUCCUCUACUUCCCUAGUCCGAACACCGUCACUGGCGAAGACCUCCUUGAGCUGCACGUGCACGGAGGUCCUGCGAUUACACGCGCAGUACUAGCUGCUAUACCUCAGUGUGCAGCAUCGACCGACGCGCCUGCUGUGCAGUCAAUCAGAUAUGCUGAGCCCGGAGAGUUUACCCGUCGUGCGUUCGCCAACAACCGCAUGGAUCUACCGCAGAUCGAGUCGCUAGGAGAAACGUUGUCUGCUUCGACUGAACAGCAGCGCCAGAUCUCUGUUCGAGGCACGACGUCGUCGCUGGCUGUGCGAUACGAGCAGUGGCGCAUGCUGCUACUAGCAGCCAGAGGAGAAUUGGAGGCUCUGAUCGACUUCUCUGAAGAUCAACACUUCGACGAAUCCCCAGCGCAGCUUUGCGCAUCUGUUGCAGAACAAAUUCGGGUUCUGCGUGCGCAGAUCGAGGCACAUGUUGCCAACGCAGUCCGUGGCGAGCUGCUGCGCAACGGCAUCAGCAUGGCUCUUCUUGGAGCUCCCAAUGCUGGCAAAAGCAGUCUACUAAAUCGCAUAGUCGGGCGAGAGGCUGCUAUCGUUUCACAGGAAGCCGGUACAACUCGAGACAUUGUAGAUGUCAGCGUCGACCUGGGCGGCUGGCUGGUCAAAAUUGGCGACAUGGCUGGCUUGCGUAGAGCUGGUGUAGUAGGGGAAGGUGUCGUAGGAGCAGUCGAACAAGAGGGCAUAAAGCGUGCCAAGCAACGAGCGCUUGAGUCAGACGUCCUGAUCGUGGUACAGGAUGCGACUGCAGAGAUGGACCCAGAGGUCACAGCAACAGCGAAGCAGUGCGUCGAGUCAGGCAUCAACGUCGUUGUUGCCGUGAACAAGAUCGACCAGCUUUCGUCAACGGUCGGCGUAGAAGACGCAUGGAGAAUAAAAAUCCAGUCCACGCUCGGCAUCGCAGAAACGCGCAUUGCUUUCAUUUCCUGCAGGGAUGCAUCGGCCGCUGUCACAGGCAAGUCCGGCAGUCGUGACGCAGGAAACAUGCAGUUCUUUCUGACCACCCUCAUCCAAACAUUUCGCGACAUGACGGCUGCCCUCGUCCCCGACUCCGAACCUGACCCCUCCAUCUGGCAAGAAUCUCUUGGUGCGACCGAACGGCAACGUAUCCUCCUCACCGAGUGUCUUACGUUCCUUGAGGCCUUCUUGACAGCCGUCACCCCAGAACUCACCGAGGAGCAUUCCGCUUAUGGCAUCGAACCAGACGCAACAGACGAGGUGGACAUUGUGCUCGCCGCAGAAUCCUUACGCAGUGCUGCCGACGCACUGGCAAGGAUCACGGGGCGAGGAGACGGCGGGGAUGUAGAAGAAGUGCUGGGCGUAGUGUUUGAGAAGUAA